Molecule: messenger RNA, 786 nt
Organism: Alosa sapidissima (American shad)
Lineage: Eukaryota; Metazoa; Chordata; Actinopteri; Clupeiformes; Clupeidae
Product: guanylyl cyclase-activating protein 2-like
Exons: 4
Coding region: 1-627 (208 amino acids)
Biological process (GO): visual perception
Cellular component (GO): photoreceptor inner segment; cone photoreceptor outer segment
Molecular function (GO): calcium sensitive guanylate cyclase activator activity; calcium ion binding
Source: RefSeq, a predicted model, not a curated record
AUGGGCCAGUCUGAAUCCCAAAGUGAAGAUGAAGAGGUGGAUGUCUCAGCCAUACAAACUCUCUACAAAAGCUUUAUUAUGGAAUGUCCCAGUGGCUCUUUGUAUUUGCACGAAUUCAAGAAAAUAUUUGGAAUAAAAAAUGACGACACUCCAGAAUCUUUAUACAUGGAUAAUUUGUUUCGGUCAUUCGACAUGAACGGAGACGAGACAAUGGACUUCAUUGAAUAUGUAGCUGCCCUACAUCUUGUUCUACGUGGAAAACUAGAGGAUAAACUCCGAUGGUCAUUUAAAGUGUUUGACAGUGACGAAAACGGACGUCUAGACAGACAGGAGUUAAAGCGGAUCAUAAAGAUUAUUAAUAGGAUGAAGCAGGGGAAAAUGGUCGAUGAAUCAGGCAAUCACCUCACUGUCGAACAAAUAUGUGACCGACUGUUUAAUGCCAUAGACAAAAACGGUGACGACCAUAUUUCCCUUGAGGAGUUUCUGGAGGGAGCCCAAAGUGACCCAUGGGUGCGAAAUUGCCUUAGGUUGGAUGUGAACCCCUGUGCUUGGGUGAACAAGCAUCAGGAACAGAUCACAGGAUACAAAAAGCCAUUGCCUUCGUCUAAAGAUACCAAACUACGAUGACCAAUGGAUGUGCUGUGUGUUCCAAGAUAAAGGAAAUAUGACUUUGUGAACAGACAAUACAUCAUUUUAUUCCUAAGGGAAUAACUCCUAACAUUUUACAUUUGAAGGCCAUGAGCAUGCCUUAUUAAGGACCUACCCUGUCUUCAAAACCCCACAGAA